Molecule: messenger RNA, 609 nt
Organism: Amphimedon queenslandica
Lineage: Eukaryota; Metazoa; Porifera; Demospongiae; Haplosclerida; Niphatidae
Product: polyamine oxidase-like
Exons: 1
Coding region: 1-609 (202 amino acids)
Biological process (GO): polyamine catabolic process
Molecular function (GO): oxidoreductase activity
Source: RefSeq, a predicted model, not a curated record
AUGGUUCUUUUUGUUUUGGUAUUAAUUUCUGUUGUCCUCAUAACUUCAGCAUCCUCUUUGACGUGUCCAUCUCAAAAAGAUGCUGAAGUUCUUAUUUUUGGUGCUGGUACGGCUGGAGUGACGGCGGCUAGAGUUUUCAACGAUCAUGGCUUAAACAGUUUUAAAGUACUAGAGGCGUAUGGCAAAAUUGGAGGAAGAAUAAGAAAUGUUGCUUUUAAAGGGGUUCAGAUCGAGGUUGGUGCAAACUGGAUCCACGAAGCACCAGCUAAUACUGGGAGCAGAAGCGAUAACGACAAUCCAAUAUGGACACUGGCUCGCCAUUCAGGCUGCUAUGUACAGGGCAAUGAAUUUCAGGGAAGUUUUACAUCAAGUGCUAUCUACAUGGAUUUGAAUGAUAGACAACAAUUUGAAACUGUCAAUGCUGAUAACAUUGUGACGGAAUAUAUGACAAAGUAUGAGGAAGCAAUUGGAACUGCUGGUACUAACACUGUCAGGCAAGGACUGAAUAUAAAUGACUGGCACCCAGAUUCCGCAUUGAAGCAAGUAAUUGAAUGGAGCGAGUUUGAUUUCACAUAUGCUACAACUCCAGAAAAUCCGGUGUGUCAUUAA